Messenger RNA from Botrytis cinerea B05.10, 995 nucleotides. RefSeq lists its product as hypothetical. The record is from RefSeq and is a predicted model, not a curated record. The coding region runs from base 61 to 750 and encodes 229 amino acids. The transcript has a single exon. Lineage: Eukaryota; Fungi; Ascomycota; Leotiomycetes; Helotiales; Sclerotiniaceae.
GAAUGCUCUAGAUAUGUAGGAUAAUGACAACUGAAAAGAUGAUGGCAGCGAUAGAAUUUAAUGAAGUGGGUGGGACAACACAAGCUUCCACCUCUUGAGACAGUGCAUGAUCUUGGUGUCUUCUACAGACAUAGCAAUUCAGCGUCUGUCAAUCCCAGCGAAAUCAAAAGUAACAGCCAAUCUGAACCCGAGUCAGGAUCUAGAGAUCCACGUCUGGUUCGGCUCCAAGCACUGGAGGGGUACAUAGCACCCCUCGAUUUUGACGUCUCUUCUGAACAGCCACGAGAGAGCUGGUUGUCAAAGAUAGGCCAGAAACCUUUGCAAUGGGUUGACAAGCGUAAUAUGAAAGCUCUUUAUAAGGCACACGCAAAACACAAUAAAAUAUGCGAUUCAAAAUAUUCCUCUAUAUCAACCGCAAUGCUUGAUUCUAGCAACAAGAUUGCUGAAAUAUAUUGCAAGAUCGAGAUACUGCAACGCAGUCAAGGCAGCGUUAUUCAAAGAUCAAGACAUUAUAUUGAAGAAUUAGAGAGGUUGGAAAUGGCAAAGAAAGAAGAGGAGGGGAAGAGGGAGAAGGCAGUAAAGGAGAUAUAUGGGAAGGCUGAUAAGAAGAUAGAGAAGGCGUAUGAGAAAGAGGAGAAAGUUGCGAAUAGAAUUUUUUGGAUUGUUAUUACCAAAGCCGAUGGCACAAAUGGCAAAGAGGAUAGUCUGUUUGCUGUAGAGAGUGGGAGAACAGCUCCAGUUCAUCCCUAAGCCUGAGAGAUCUUGCUAACUUAACAAGGGGUCAAUCUACACAAUUUAGAAUCUGAGUACAACAAUAAGAGGUAGCUGGUUAGUAUUUCGAUCAAAAGGCCAGAGGCUACCGGGCAUCAGUAAAACCUUCUGCAUCUUGAAAUAAGUAGAUUUAAGGACAGAAAUUCAGUAUUUGAGUCUUCACGUCUUACUAGAAGAGAUAAAUUGUAACUACCGGCGCUGUCCAAUGUUUUACUGACUUCUCA